AUCUCUUUAAAUGAUAGAUCUGCAUUCUCUUCUGAGUUUUGCCAAUCUUUUUUCAUUUUUCUUUUGAGUCUUUCCCAAUAGAAAACUACUCGGUGCAACUACCAUGGCUAACAACUGUCGUUCCGAUUUUCUAUGGCGAUUGCCAAUAUUAUUGCUAUUUGUCACCGCUAUGGUGGAGGAAGCAGCAUGUGAUUCAGCAACCUCAUUUACACUGGACUCCAUAAGAGACUCUUUGGUGAGGCAAGAAGACACCAUCAUCUUCAGCCUUAUAGAGAGAGCCAAAUUCCCUCUUAAUUCUGCAGCCUACACUGAAUCUUUUCUGAAAGUUUCCAAAUUUUCUGGGUCUAUUGUUCAGUAUAUUAUUCAGGGAUCAGAGGCUCUUCAGGCCAAGGUUGGGAGAUAUGAAAACCCAGAAGAAGUUGCCUUCUUCCCAGCUAAUCUACCGCCAUCAGCGGUGCACCACAACUUUACCAAAAUUUUGUAUCCUGCAGCUGCGGGGGUCAGCAUAAACAAGAACAUAUCAGAUAUUUAUUUCAACCAGCUGCUUCCACUUUUUGUGGCAGAAGGAGAUGAUGGUAACUAUGGUCAAACUACAGCCGCUGAUCUUGCUUGUUUGCAGGCUCUCUCUAGAAGAAUUCAUGAUGGGAGAAUUGUGGCAGAGCUUAAGUACACAGGUUCUCCCCAAGACUAUGAGACUGCAAUUCGCAAUAAGGAUAUAAAUGCUUUAAUGAAGCUAUUAACUGUGGCGAGUCUCGAAGAGAUAGUGAAGAAAAGGGUUGAGAAGAAAGCCAUGGUGUUUGCGCAAGAGGUGACCCUUGAUGACAACAAAAACAAUACAACCAACAAGUACAAAGUUGAUCCAUCGAUUGUUCGUGACCUUUACGAAAAGUGGGUGAUACCUCUCACAAAGGAUGUUGAGAUUGAGUACCUCCUUCACCGCCUUGAUUAAUAAUUCCUAUGAAUCUUUUCGAUCAUAAUGGUGUUUCACAUGAUCACGUCCCUUAAAUUUAGUUUAUUGACCAGUCAUUGAUAAUGUGCACUCUUCACCAAAAUCAUGUAACCAUUAUGAUAUAAUAAUAAUAAUAAUAGAAUUGCAAAUGUUUUAAAAUCUAAAGAAAA
This is a messenger RNA of Malania oleifera, 1119 nucleotides long. Its product is annotated as chorismate mutase 2-like. Gene Ontology annotation, cellular component: cytoplasm. The coding region runs from base 104 to 949 and encodes 281 amino acids. Lineage: Eukaryota; Viridiplantae; Streptophyta; Magnoliopsida; Santalales; Ximeniaceae. The record is from RefSeq and is a predicted model, not a curated record. Gene Ontology annotation, molecular function: chorismate mutase activity. Gene Ontology annotation, biological process: chorismate metabolic process; aromatic amino acid biosynthetic process. The transcript has 6 exons.